Molecule: messenger RNA, 894 nt
Organism: Talaromyces rugulosus
Lineage: Eukaryota; Fungi; Ascomycota; Eurotiomycetes; Eurotiales; Trichocomaceae
Exons: 5
Coding region: 1-894 (297 amino acids)
Molecular function (GO): oxidoreductase activity
Source: RefSeq, a predicted model, not a curated record
AUGGCAUCUCUGGUGUGGUUGAUCACAGGGUGCUCCUCUGGGUUUGGGGAACAAUUCGUUCUUCAAACGCUGGCUCGCGGCGAUAAGGUCAUCGCUACCGGCCGCAAUGCAUCCACAAAACUCGCACACUUGCAGGGCACUGGUGCUACGAUUCUUGAUCUCGACGUAACAAUGCCAGAGGCCGAGAUUGCUGCCAAAAUUAAGGAGGCUCACCAGGUCUUUGGGAGGAUUGAUAUGCUUGUGAACAACGCUGGAUACCUUGAGAGCGGCGCCGUGGAAGAAUUGUCGCUAGACAGAGUACAGCGGAGUUUUGAGACAAAUUACUUCGGCCCGCUCAAAGUUACCCGAGGCGUUCUUCCUUUCAUGCGAGAACAAAAGUUUGGCACAGUGGCUUUCGUUGGAUCCGUAGGCGGUUGGGGUGCUGUGCCUAAUUCGUCCGCCUAUGCGGCUUGUAAAUAUGCGUUGGAGGGCCUCACAGAAGCAUUGCAGAGCGAAUUUGCUGCCCUGUUCAGUCGUGACAUACAAUUUAUUGUCUUCGAGCCUGGCUACUUCCGUACUGAGAUAUUCUCGUCCACAAAUGUUGUCCACCUUCCAUCAAACAUACCCGAAUACCAAGCUUUUAAUAAUGCUACAGUCCAACGACAAAAAGGUAUAUACCACAAUGAGAAGGGCGAUCCGGCCAAGGGCGUGGCUAGGAUGAUCGAUACUCUGACCGGUUCCGGCAUGGCAGAAGGAAAGAAGCUUCCACCGCGGCUACCCCUAGGUUCGGAUAGCCUUCAGGUUGUACGGGCGAAGUGUCAGGCUACUUUGAAGCUUUGUGACGAGUGGGAAGACUUGAUAGUGAGCACUGAUAUUCCAGCGGAAGCGGACAGACAGGCAGAGGCACAUCUUUAG